ACGACAUGGUGCUCGAGGCCACCAUCAUAUGCAUCGAUAAUAGUGAUCAUGUUCGGAAUUCCGACUAUCUGCCAACACGUUUACAAGCAGAAGCUGAUGCUAUCAAUCUUUUAGCGGGUGCUAAAACGCAAUCUAAUCCAGAGAACAGUGUCGGUGUACUCAGCCUGGCUGGGAGUGUACCAAAAGUUCUUGUGACUCCAACUGAUGACCUCGGGCAAGUGCUUAAUUCAGUCCAUGGCAUAUCAACGGAGGGUGCAGUCAACUUCUCCACAGGAAUACAGGUGGCACAUCUUGCAUUGAAGCACCGCCAGAACAAGCAUCAGCGCAUGCGCAUCGUUCUUUUCAUUGGCAGUCCGAUUAAUACCGAACACGGUGAGCUCAUCGCAGUUGGGAAAAAGUUGAAAAAGUGUAAUGUAGCUGUUGACGUUGUCAGCUUCGGUGAUGUGCAAAAGAAUGCUGAGAAACUCAGUGCCUUUAUUGAAGCUGUGAGUAAAAAUGGGAACAGCAACCUGGUAACAGUUCCUCCAGGGGAGAUUCUUGCCGAUGUACUCCUCAACACACCCAUCUUUCUGGAUGAAGAUUCUUGCAAUCAUGGAAGCGGAUUUGCAGCAGCAGCAGCAGCAGCCGCAGGUCAAGUUGCUCUACAGGGCUUCAACAGCACUGCUGGUGUCAAUGGGGAAGAUGAUCCAGCACUUCUUAUGGCACUGCGUGUAUCGCUUGAAGAGGAGCGUGCACGACAAGAAGCACAAGCACAAACUGCUACAGACGUGAAUGCUCCACCCACAGACACGAAAGUCUUGACAGCCACAAUUAUUUCUGAUGAGGAAGAAAGAACUAUUUCCCCAUCGAGCAUUGGUGCAGACUCGGUGUUAAGCGACAGUGUUCUUCUCCAGCAAGCUUUCGCGCUUUCAGUGGAGGACACAUUUCACGAUGAUAGUGUCCAAGAUGCAUGCGUUAAUGAAGCAGAAUUUAAAAAUGAUCAUAGGCAGGCUAAUCUGCAUGCAAGUGAAGGCAAAGAGAAAGAAGCGGAGGAUACUCAGAAUAAAGGGGAUAGAUAAAUGAGACCUGCAAGUGAAGUCCUAGUAAAUUUUAGAGCUGACUCAUAAAUGCUUGUUUGUGAAAGUUGGUAAAGUGCAUGCGAAGCAAGACGAUGAUAGUAUUGUAAGCAAAAUCGAUUUGACGUGAUUC
Messenger RNA from Micromonas pusilla CCMP1545, 1188 nucleotides. RefSeq lists its product as uncharacterized. Gene Ontology annotation, biological process: proteasome-mediated ubiquitin-dependent protein catabolic process. The coding region runs from base 6 to 1058 and encodes 350 amino acids. Gene Ontology annotation, cellular component: nucleus; proteasome regulatory particle, base subcomplex; cytosol. NCBI's taxonomy places the organism in Eukaryota, Viridiplantae, Chlorophyta, Mamiellophyceae, Mamiellales, Mamiellaceae. Gene Ontology annotation, molecular function: polyubiquitin modification-dependent protein binding. The record is from RefSeq and is a predicted model, not a curated record. The transcript has 3 exons.